AUGGCAGAUGCUGGGGGUAGAUCACGACGGUCAGCAGAGAUCGAAUGGACCUCUGAGCCGGGUGACCUGCCCCGGAAGGUCACCGAGGGGGCCCUCCACAGCCUGGUUGGUGGCAACUAUCUAGUCCAGCUAAGGGACGAGCCGAACGUGGGACACGCGGUCUCCGUGGGUGCCGCUCGCUCACGGCGAAUGCAAGUUUCACUUCGGGAGAAUGGCGGCCAUACACGACCAGGAGGCGACAUUCAAGUGCAGGACAUCCGACACGGACACAACGGCCAAUCCUAUGGCCGCUUGUUACAUCGGCGGACCAGGCAGAUGAGCGAGCGAGCGAGGCUUCGACCUGGGGAUGAGUUCACACGGGCGCGGGGGGGCCGGAAUAGCUCUACACUGGCCAAAGAAAAGAGGGAUACAGCUGUUGCCACUGAAGACAUCAUCGGAAUGUCGUGGCAUAGCCUCAGUGUGUGUAAUAAGAUUUUGUAG
Molecule: messenger RNA, 480 nt
Organism: Aspergillus eucalypticola CBS 122712
Lineage: Eukaryota; Fungi; Ascomycota; Eurotiomycetes; Eurotiales; Aspergillaceae
Exons: 3
Coding region: 1-480 (159 amino acids)
Source: RefSeq, a predicted model, not a curated record